This is a messenger RNA of Limulus polyphemus (Atlantic horseshoe crab), 1824 nucleotides long. RefSeq names its product aspartate beta-hydroxylase domain-containing protein 2-like. The transcript is spliced from 3 exons. The coding region runs from base 125 to 1231 and encodes 368 amino acids. Lineage: Eukaryota; Metazoa; Arthropoda; Merostomata; Xiphosura; Limulidae. The record is from RefSeq and is a predicted model, not a curated record.
AUGGCUUAGUAUAGUAAUAGCACUGUUGUUAGUCCUACUCUUAGGCUUAGUUAAUUACAAUCGAAAAAUAAGGUUACAACUUAAAGUUAAUAUAAUUCAAAGAUAUACUCACAAAAAUUCAGUAAUGGAGUAUUUUUCACACGCUUGUUGUGAAUUUUUUGUAGCUGUGACAGCAAACGGUUCAUCAGAAUUGUAUAUAUGCUUGUUUGCGGGAUUUGUAUUGUCUCUUGUUAUUAUAUUUUUAUGUUGGUCAAAAUCAAAUGCGUACAUGGAGAAUGUGCCAAGCAUUUCGAGCCUUGGACUUGGUCUAGCUUAUGAAUGUUAUUCUCACGAGGCUGAAAAUCAGUGUCACGAAGGUUAUGUUCACGUAAAUUGUAACACUGAAGAUAAAUCCCGUGAUUUAUUUACUCAGUGUCAAAAUAAACAAUGUGUACGUUGUUUAGCCAGGACUUCGGAUCAAAUAAGUAAAAAAUCAAAAGAAAGAUAUUAUCAAUUUGUAGAGACCUGUAACUUCAAUGAAAAGUGUCUCAAAAGGGUUGAACUGGGUUUUAAACAUGAAUAUUUAAAUACAGAAAUAAACAGUGGUGAAAAGUGUAAUAUUAAUAAAGUAACAUUACUUUAUGUCAUUCCAAGUCUUUCUGACCAGUUAUGGUUUGAAGAUACAGAUAUUUAUGUUGAUGAUAUUGGCCUGUUAGAAGGAAGUUUUUUAGAAAUUUUGACAGAAUUUAAGAAGAGCAAAGAAGAACUUUCUUCACUAUGGCAUUUCAAUAAUGUUCCUCAAGGAGAAUGGAAAAUAUUUUAUUUGUAUAAUCAAGGAGUACCUGUGUAUCCAAAUUUGUCACUUUGCCCCAAAACAACAGCUGUGUUAAAUAAACUGAAACAUUUCAUGGGUGGAACAGUAUUUGGAUAUGCUGCAUUUUCUGAAAUUUGCCCAGGAACCUACAUCCCCCCACACAAGGGUUGUAGUAAUGUCCGAGUACGGUGUCAUUUAGCUUUGCAAAUUCAAAAGGGGACCAGCUUUCUGAUGGUUGAAAACAAAAGGAAAGAGUGGGAACUUGGAAAAUGUUUGGUAUUUGAUGACUCAUUUCUUCAUUCUGUACAGCAUACUGGUGCCCCAGUUUCUUCAAGCAGAGCAGUGUUACUAGUUGAUCUGUGGAAUCCCAGAUUGUGUCAGAAGGAGAGAGACUGUUUAAAGUACAUCUUUUCAUCAAACAUUCUUGAUGAAAUCUAGUGCAUUUUUAAUUAUUAAUAACAUAAAGAAGAACCCUUUGGAUGCUAUAAUCAGAAGUAUCUGACUUGACAUUUAUAGCUGUUUGGCGUGACAAGUAUAUUUACCCGACCACGUCACAAAAACCUUUCCUUAUUGUGAAAAGACAUUCCCACCUUAGUACUGUGUGUGCAUGUACAUCAUCAAGCAAAAGUGCAAUUAGUUGAUUUUGAUCCUUCCCAAAUUUAAUUACACACUCAAAGGGUUAAGACACCAGAAAAUAACUUAACAUUAGCUACCUGCAUGUUUCUUGACUUACUUUUAAUGUAAUCAGAAUGAUCAAGAUCAAAAUUAUUCUUGUAAAACAUUUUAUGAGUAGAAAGACAAUUUUUUACUUAAGUAUAAACUAAUCUUACUAAAAAUGUUUACCAUGCACACCUACAAGUCACAUGAUCAAGUUUGAACUGUUGGUUAAAGUGUUGACUAAAGCAAAAAUAAGGCUUAUUUAAUUUAGGUAACUGUAAAAAGGAUUCAAACAUACACAUGAUAUAGUGCUGUGUAUAUAUAUAUAUUGAAUAAAGAUAUUAUGAGUAAAUAAGCUUUUUAAAUGAGUGUGA